CGAAAUCCUCUGUUACAAAGCGGAAACAAAACUUAGCCCAACGUUUCGUUCAAUUACUUUGUCCUCCCUUUUUUAAGAUUAGGGUUUCGAUAUUUCGUUUAGAAUUUUAUAAGAUAUUUCUUAGGUUUCUAGCUCCAGUCUUUGGCAAUGGGAGUACCAGCUUUUUACAGAUGGUUGGCGGAGAAGUAUCCUUUAGUGGUGGUGGAUGUCAUCGAGGAAGAGCCAGUUGAAAUUGACGGUGUUAAGAUUCCUGUUGAUACAAGUAAACCUAAUCCGAAUCAACUUGAAUUCGAUAAUUUGUAUCUUGACAUGAACGGGAUUAUUCACCCCUGCUUUCACCCUGAAGAUAGGCCUGCGCCCACAACCUUUGAUGAAGUAUUUCAAUGUGUUUUCGAUUACAUUGAUAGACUUUUUGUGAUGGUGCGACCUCGAAAGUUGCUGUACAUGGCUAUUGAUGGUGUUGCUCCACGGGCUAAAAUGAAUCAACAGAGAUCUCGGCGUUUUAGAGCAGCUAAGGAUGCUGCAGAUGGGGCAGCUGAAGAAGAACGGUUACGGCAGGAGUUCGAGAAGGAGGGCAGAAAACUCCCUCCCAAAAUUGAUUCUCAAGUUUGUGACUCUAAUGUCAUCACUCCUGGGACUCCAUUUAUGGCUGUUUUGUCAAUUGCCUUGCAGUACUAUAUUCAUCUUAGAUUAAAUACUGAUCCUGGAUGGGAAAAAAUCAAGGUUAUUCUUUCUGAUGCUAAUGUCCCUGGUGAAGGGGAACACAAAAUUAUGUCUUAUAUUCGUCUUCAAAGAAAUCUUUCUGGUUUCGAUCCAAAUACGCGCCAUUGCCUAUAUGGUUUGGACGCUGAUUUAAUUAUGUUGGCCUUGGCUACACAUGAAGUUCAUUUUUCAAUCCUUAGAGAGGUUGUAUUUACUCCUGGACAGCAAGACAAAUGCUUCCUUUGUGGUCAGAUGGGCCAUUUAGCCUCAGAUUGUGAGGGAAAGGUGAAAAGGAAGUCAGGUGAAUUUGAUGAGAAAGGAGAUGAGGUGGCUGUGGUAAAAAAGCCAUACCAGUUUCUUAACAUUUGGACUCUUAGAGAAUACCUGGAAUAUGAGAUGAGAAUCCCUAACCCGCCAUGCGAGAUUGAUAUUGAAUGUAUUGUGGAUGAUUUUAUCUUUAUGUGUUUCUUUGUUGGCAAUGACUUUUUGCCACAUAUGCCUACGCUGGAGAUUCGUGAGGGUGCAAUCAACUUGUUGCUUGCAGUAUACAAGAAGGAGUUUAGGGCUAUGGGUGGUUACUUGACUGAUGGAAGCAAGCCAAACUUGAGCAGGGUGGAGCAUUUUAUUCAAGCUGUUGGAUCCUAUGAGGAUAGAAUAUUUCAAAAAAGAGCACGGUUGCACCAGAGGCAGGCUGAACGAAUUAAGCGUGAAAAGGCUCAGGCGAAGAGAGGAGAUGAUGCUGAGCCUCAAGCCCAACCUGAUUCUUUGGUUCGUGUUUCACGGUUUCGUGGUUCUCGUCUUGCUUCUGGUCCUUCCCCCUCACCAUAUCAGCAAAUGGACAUGGGAAAUGAUAAUGCUGGAAAAUUUUCGUGGGGAUCAGAUGGUAAAGGAGCUCCUGCUCGGCCCCCUAAGGUUCCACGGUUGUCUUCAGGGGCCAGUAUUGGUGCAGCCAUUGUUGAAGCAGAGGACAGUCUUGAAACAGAUAUGGAGGAAAAUAAAGAAGAAUUGAAAGCAAAGUUGAAGGAGUUACUUCGUGGGAAAUCUGAUGCUUUUAACUCAGAAAAUCCAGAAGAAGAUAAGAUUAAAUUGGGAGAGGCAGGAUGGAAAGAAAGGUAUUAUGAAGAGAAGUUUAAUGCAAAAACUCUGGAGGAACGUGAAGAUAUACGGAAAGAUGUUGUUUUGCGGUAUACAGAAGGGUUAUGCUGGGUCAUGCAUUAUUACUAUGAAGGUGUCUGCUCUUGGCAGUGGUUUUAUCCUUAUCAUUAUGCACCCUUUGCUUCUGAUCUCAAGGAUCUUGCUGAGCUGGAUAUCAGGUUUGAAUUGGGUCAGCCUUUCAAACCAUUUAAUCAACUUUUGGGGGUCUUCCCUGCUGCAAGUGCUCAUGCACUCCCUGAGCAAUACAGAAAAUUGAUGACCGAUCCAAAUUCACCUAUAAUUGAUUUUUACCCAACUGAUUUUGAAGUGGACAUGAAUGGGAAACGGUAUGCUUGGCAGGGUAUUGCCAAGUUGCCUUUCAUUGAUGAAGCUCGCCUUCUUACUGAGGUUAAGAAAGUCGAACACACUUUAACGGAGGAGGAAGUGCGGAGAAAUAGUAUGAUGUCUGACAUGCUUUUUGUGUUAUUAUCCCAUCCUCUUUCUGCAAGCAUCUAUACACUUGAUGAACAUUGUAAACAAUUAACGAGCAAACAGCGAGCUGAAGUCAAGGAACGUAUCAAACCUGAGUUAAGGGAUAUGUGCAGCGGUGGGAUGAAUGGUUAUAUAUCACCAUGUGCUGGUGAUCCUCAUCCCCCUAUAUUUAGGUCUCCAGUUGAUGGGAUGGAAGAUAUCAUGGGCAACCAAGUUGUUUGUGCCAUAUACAAACUCCCAGAUGCACAUAAACACAUCACUAGACCUCCUGUUGGGGUCAUAUUUCCCAAAAAGAUGGUGCAACUGGAUGAUCUAAAACCUGAGCCUACAUUGUGGCAUGAAGAUACCGGGAGAAGACCUUACGAAAAUGGAAGGCAAAAUCCCCGUGGAACCAUUUCUGGCCGUGAGCUUGGCGAGGCAUCGCAUCGACUUCUUGUUAAUAGCUUACAAUUGAAGGUGAAUCAUAAUGGGUAUGCUAAUCAUAUGCAGGAUCCACCGGUACCUUAUGCUGCCACUCCCUAUAUCCCUGCGGUUCCUUCCUAUCAUGAUUACAGGGCUCAUGAUCAGGGACAUCAUAGAAUAUCACAACCUAGAACAGAUUAUUCUCCUGCUGGCCACCCUCGAUCUUCAGUUCCUGCCCGUUCCUAUGACGGUGGGUAUGGUCAACCGCAUUUGUCAUCAACUCCUCACACAAGGUCUCAGCCUCAAUAUGAUAGAAAUAAUCGGUCAGCUAACAGUGGAGGGCAGCCGAUGGAUUUAUACAACCCUUCAGCAAUUUACCUGAAUGGUGGACCGAGGUACCCUCCCAGGCCUGUGGUCCAGGCGUCUGGGGCAACUUCAUAUUCGCAUCAAGGUGGUUACAGUAACUUUCAGAGCUACAAACCACCCGGUGCUGGUAGUGCACAUCAACGGGGUGGGAUGCCGGCCAACCAAAGCAUUCCCAGAGGGUAUGGCAACCAUCAGCAGAGAGGAGAUCAGAACCAACAACACUACAAUCAACAAAGGGGAAAUCAGGGCAAUUAUCAAAGCAGAGGAAACCAGGGCCACUAUCAGAACAGAGGAAACCAGGGUCACCACCAGUUUAACAAUCAACAGAGAGUAAACUACAGCCAUCAUCAACGAAGUGGCAAUCAAUAUUCUUCAUUGGAUAGAAGACCAAAUAAAGGGCUGCCGCCACCGCCGCCACCUGGGAGCAGCUACCAAUGACAUAGUUUCCUGCUGCUCACCAUGAGGAGCCAAUGACUUCUCAAAUGUUGUCCAAUAGUCCUGAUUUUGUGGCUGGAGUUUUAUCUCUACCAUUGUUUCUUUUCCCAUUUCCUUGUCAGCCUUGUUUUUUACUAUUUCCUUUAAUAUUUUCAUCUUAAAAUUUUUAGGUGCCAUCUGAUAAGAAUAAUCUGUUGUUGGAAUCAUAAUUAAAAUGUAAUUCAUUCAAUGGAAUAUGUAGCCGCAGGACUGAUGAAUUGGUUAACUUUUACCGUCACUUUACACAUGGGAUGUGAAUGCUUUGUAAGGACAAUGAUAUGAAAUUUUCUUCCAA
Molecule: messenger RNA, 3865 nt
Organism: Mangifera indica (mango)
Lineage: Eukaryota; Viridiplantae; Streptophyta; Magnoliopsida; Sapindales; Anacardiaceae
Product: 5'-3' exoribonuclease 3-like
Exons: 23
Coding region: 148-3534 (1128 amino acids)
Biological process (GO): nuclear-transcribed mRNA catabolic process
Cellular component (GO): nucleus
Molecular function (GO): RNA binding; 5'-3' RNA exonuclease activity; zinc ion binding
Source: RefSeq, a predicted model, not a curated record